AUGGAAAUAUCAGUUCAUGCCCCCGCUGACUUUCACGUCCAUCUACGACAAGGGCAGAUGUCUAGACUCGUCACCCCUCACGUACGAAAAGGGGGCUUCAAUCUCGCCUACGUUAUGCCCAACUUGAAACCGCCUAUUACCACCACCUACCAGGCUUUGGCUUACAGGGCAGAGCUUGAGAAGAUCGAACCAAAUGUGGAAUUUCUGAUGACACUUUAUCUGUCGCCGGAUUUGACUCCAGAAGAAGUCCGCAAGGCUGCUGCUGCGGGAAUCGUAGGAGUCAAAUCGUAUCCGCGCGGUGUAACAACCAAUUCGGACGGCGGUAUCGAGUCAUACGAGACUUACUACCCGGUAUUUGCUGCCAUGCAAGACGUGGACAUGGUUCUUAAUUUGCACGGAGAAAUACCCUCGAAUGUCUCCACUAAUAUCUGCGUUAUCAACGCGGAGCCGGCCUUUCUCCCGCAUCUCCGCAAGCUGCAUGCGACGUUCCCGAAGUUACGCAUUGUGCUUGAGCAUGCGACCACUCGCGCGAGUGUGGAGUGUGUCAAGAGCUUGGGAGAUACUGUUGCAUGCACGAUCACGGCGCACCAUCUUGCGCUGACGGUGGACGAUUGGGCAGGACAGGGCUGGAACUACUGUAAACCUGUCGCGAAGUUUCCUGAUGACCGACAGGCUCUUCGCGACGUUAUUAAAGAAGGUCAUCCACGAUUUUUCUUGGGCUCGGAUUCUGCCCCUCAUCCUCCCCAUACCAAGUCUACAUCAACAUCAUCCCAAGGCUGCGCAGCAGGCGUGUAUACAUCGCCUAUCUUGCUUCCCCUUACUGCCCACCUUCUCGAGUCCUUUGGAGCAUUAGACAAACUGGAAGGCUUCGUCAGCACGUUUGGUCGACAAUUUUACGAGCGUAGACCAGAUGUUGGCGACGCGCGGAAUGUAGUCGUCCUGCGUAAAACAACUGGCCAACUUAUCGACGAAAGAUGGUCGCUGGGCGAGGAGAGUGUCACCCCUUUCUGGGCGGGGAAAAGUAUAAGCUGGGCCCUAGCAGAUGUGUAGAGUGUCUUAUAACAAGCCGUAGCAAGUGCGUAGAUGAUAUGACAGCCUAACUAAUUGACAGAGUUACAGACGUGAACAUCGCGGCUUCAGGCUAUUCGUUAUCCUUUAUCCACCUGUUCCUCGUCGAGACGGUGCCCUGCCUUUCGCGGGGCCUUUGGCUUUCUGCGCUUCUCCAAUGAGUUCGCCAAUGAGUUUGUUAUAGGUCUCCGAAUCCUGUUGUAGCGCAUCGCGUGUCUGCAACAGCCAAGUCAGAACAGCUGAAGCACUCGCAGUUUGCUUGCGCAAUUCAGCAAGCUGAGCCUCCAGUUUCGGGAGCGGAACGAGUGUUAAUGAUUCUGGGUUCGUCUCCAGCAACUCUGUCACCUUCACCUCAUCAAGCUCUGGCUUCGGCCCUAAGCCGAGUCUAGUGGCAGUAUCUCCCCGACCUGGUUGAGGGGUGCCGGAACGUGGCGUCCCAGUUCUAGAGUUGCUUGCUGAGGCUGCGUGCCCGUUACUCUGAGAGACACCAUUUCUCGCUGUCGGUGGGGCUGACAUCGGUCGUGUACUUAUUUGCAGUGCAGGCAGCGGCUUGCUGUUCGCCCGUGGGAGUACCUCGUCGAGAUUGACGGGAAUCCCCAAAGAAAUCAAGUAUUGCCUUCGUAUGCGGGAUCGGGUCCAAUUCACCGGUUGGGUGGCUGGAGGUUGAGAGAAUAGUAUUUCGUAUAGAGUUCGGCUCUCGGGUGUUACGAGUAUUUGCUUCAGACCUUCGACUUGGCGGAUGUCGUCGUCGGUCAUAGCUCCAGCGAUGUCUUCAUCCGCCCACAAAAGCGACACAAGCCCUUCAACCUGUUCUUGGAGGUGAUCUCGAGACGGUCGAGGAUACAACCGUAACGGUUCCCAUGUCUGUGUGGAGAUGAAUGGAUUUGCUAACGAUACGUCUUCCUCGAAGUCUUGCCCUACACCGAAGUCGGACGAUGGCCCUAUGUUCUCCGCUUCACCGAAGUCGCCGAAGUCUGCGAAUUCAUCUUCGAGAGCAUCGUUCGACGCAUCGGUCGGCGCAGAGCCACCGAAGUCAUUGAAGCCCUGAAAGCCGUCAUCAGGAUCACCCGGGCCCGCCGUCGAAGAUUCGGCGAUGGACGAAGGCGGAGGCAGCGUUGUGGCUUCCGCGGGCGUCCCCCAAACGUCCGGGCCAAGACCGAGGCCAUCGUCCAUGAUUCGAGUUGUAGGUGAUAGAUGGGAGAUAGGAGACGUAACGAGGGCUAGCGAAAUUUG
Punctularia strigosozonata HHB-11173 SS5 is the source of this 2301-nucleotide messenger RNA. Its product is annotated as Dihydroorotase. Gene Ontology annotation, cellular component: cytoplasm. The record is from RefSeq and is a predicted model, not a curated record. The coding region runs from base 1 to 1050 and encodes 349 amino acids. The transcript has 8 exons. Lineage: Eukaryota; Fungi; Basidiomycota; Agaricomycetes; Corticiales; Punctulariaceae. Gene Ontology annotation, biological process: 'de novo' pyrimidine nucleobase biosynthetic process; pyrimidine nucleotide biosynthetic process. Gene Ontology annotation, molecular function: dihydroorotase activity.